ACACUCUUCUCCAGUCUGUUUCGAGCUUUCACGAUGGAUCGUCGCAGUUGGAUAACAGCAUCAUAUCGGUUCUCGCGGCUGCUAUCUACAUCUUCAUCUGCACUAAAUCAAUCCGGGCCGCUGGUGUAGUCGAUUUCGUCGUUCGAACCGUACCGUACCGUGUCCGAUUGGUUGUGAAAUCAUACGCUCGGUGUCGAGAACAGCACGCGUAACUCUUGCAAAGUGCACUGUCCUAAAAAAAACGAUAGCAUCCAGAGCAGUGCCGUCAGGUAAGUGCAAGCAGUGCACAAAACAGUUAUUUUGUCGCUUUCGCUUGCACCUUCGCACUUGGGAGGACGUCCAAGGGAGAAGGAUCAGGCAGAAAGGCAGUCAGUGCUGGAAGUGACACAAGAAGGCUCGACGAAGACGACUUCUGUCAACUACUGGGAGAUUGUUGUGAACAUCAUAUGCAGCUAUGAGCGAAGCUGGAGCAUGUGUUGGUGGGUGGAGUGAUUGUGUUGGUCAAAAUAAUUGUCAAACGAGGAAGUGAGUAGGUGAAGAGCGGAGGCGGCAGCAGAAGCAGUGGUAGACGUCAAACAAGAGAGUGAGAGUACAGGCAGGAGAAGGAAACGUGAAGAUAGCGCGGAGUACAGUGACAAGAGAGGAAGAAUAUCAGCAGAAGCAGCGGCUGUCGGUACGAUAGAAUACAGUGAAGCGUGUCUGACGGAUCGGUGCGCUGGUGUUUGUAGCCUCCGAAGUUUGUUCUCUGUAUAUAUCCUCUGACAAGUGAGAGGAAGAAGUUGUGUCGCGUAUUUUGUUCAGUUUCUCGCCAUGAAAUAUUUUGUUUGCGUUGGGAAGAUCUGUCGCAAAAUGUUUGAUGAUUGGUGAAGACGCGACGGCAAGUGUUCGCCGGAAGUGAAAGCCGUGGGAUCGAAGAAUCCCUAUCCUAGCCGAGUGGGGGUUUCAAGUGGUCCACCUCGCAGGAGGACGAAGAAGAGUGAUCCGAGAGUGAUAUUUUAUAUUUUCGGGGAGUGAAGUGCGAUUCAGUGCGGCCAGAGCCCCCGAACAUCAGGGAGAAGGGCCAUAUAUGUGUUGUUGUGGUUGAUAAAUGUCAAGAUGGCGGCGACUAACAGAGCUCGUCCACAGCCGAGAACUAACAUCUCGUUCUUCUCGAAGAUCCAGGGCAAAAUCUCAGAUGCCUGCGCCCAGCAGAAGUUCCUAACGGACAAAAAGACCCUGGAGAAGACCUGGAAACUGAUGGACAAAGUCGUCAAGCUUUGCCAGCAGUCCAAGAUGAAUCUAAAAAACUCGCCCCCCUUCAUACUGGACAUCCUGCCGGAUACGUAUCAGCGGUUGCAUCUGAUCUACUCAAAAUACGAAGACCAGAUGCACCUCCUGCACGGGAACGAGCACUUUAACAUCUUCAUUAACAAUCUGAUGAGAAAGUGCAAACAAGCCAUCAAACUGUUCAAGGAGGGCAAAGAGAAGAUGUUCGACGAGAACUCCCACUACCGAAGGAAUCUCACCAAGCUGAGCUUAGUGUUUUCGCACAUGCUGAGCGAGCUGAAGGCGAUAUUCCCGAAUGGGCUGUUCGCCGGGGACCAGUUCCGUAUCACGAAAGCGGAUGCGGCGGAUUUUUGGAAGUCUCGCUUCGGAAACAGCACGCUCGUUCCGUGGAAGUUGUUCCGGCAGGAGCUCUCACAGGUGCAUCCCAUCUCCUCCGGGCUGGAAGCGAUGGCACUCAAAACCACCAUAGACUUAACGUGCAAUGAUUAUAUAUCGAAUUUUGAAUUCGAUGUGUUUACUAGGCUGUUUCAACCGUGGAAUACGUUGCUGAGAAAUUGGCAAAUCCUAGCUGUGACGCACCCGGGCUACGUCGCCUUCCUAACGUACGACGAAGUCAAGGCACGCUUACAAAAGUAUAUCAAUAAGGCUGGUAGUUAUGUUUUCAGAUUAUCCUGCACACGACUAGGUCAGUGGGCGAUAGGUUACGUAACGGUGGAAGGCGACAUCCUCCAAACAAUUCCCCAAAACAAGUCAUUAUGUCAAGCUUUACUAGAUGGUCAUAGGGAAGGUUUCUACCUCUACCCGGACGGAAAGCCGCAAAAUCCCGAUCUCUCGUUUGCCGUGCAGAGUCCCCUGGAGGAUCACAUAACGGUGACGCAGGAGCAGUACGAGCUGUACUGUGAGAUGGGGAGCACCUUCCAGCUGUGUAAAAUUUGUGCCGAAAACGACAAGGACAUCAGGAUUGAACCUUGCGGGCAUUUGCUGUGUACGCCUUGCCUGACGGCGUGGCAGGUCGACUCGGAAGGACAGGGCUGUCCGUUCUGCCGGGCGGAAAUCAAGGGCACCGAGCAAAUUGUGGUGGACGCAUUCGACCCCAGGCGGCAGCACAAUCGCAACUCGGCCAACGGGCGGCAGCAGCUACAGAACGACGACCACGACGACGACAUUGAGGACGAUUUUAAUAUUGCCACUUCGUCACUUCACGCGCUGAGCAAUAGUAUGACACUGGCACGUAAUGAAAAGCAAAGCCCCCACUCUUCACCGCGGUUGCCUCGGCGCCAACCCAACCCCACCGCACCGGUGCUAACAAGUAACGAUAUUUACGCAGGCGGUCCCUCCCUCCAGUCCCAGUCCAGCAGCUGUAGUUACGCGUCAACCUCAUCCAGUUCAUCUACCAGUGGUUGUGGUGGUAGUGGUAGCAACAGCGGUAACGGACAACAGAUGACAGCACUGGUGACGACACCGGCCGCGAUAGCAGCAGCCGCAGCCGCAUCGGCCCCACCAAUUGCCGCCACCGCAACGCAUACAGUCAACGGGAAUCUUGUCACGCACACUAACAUCUCCUUGAACAAUAACAGUCACUGUAGUAAUAUGUGCACAGCUGGUGGUGGUAACAACGGAACUAGCGGGACCCCAAGUCAUAACCUUGUCAAAUGUAACAAGUCCUCAUCUUCGUCUUUCCUACCGCAGACACAAACCAACGUCGUCACGGCGGUCAGUGCACACUCGCAGCAACUGCAACAAAAUCGACUAAGCGCGCCGGCAAGUUCAUCUGCAGUGUCAACUAGCGGUACCAAUCCCAGCAGCUAUUUAAUGUACCGAGCACUCAGCAAAGCACUCUCCUCAGAAAGCCAGUCGUCAAGUUCUAUGGAGUCAAUCUAUCAGCCUGUACCUCCUCCUCUACCCCCUAGAAAAUCCUCUCCAGGAAUCCUCUCCUCCGCACCAUCAUCCGAAUCCAACCGACUAAAAACGUCUAAUCCACGGUGCCAGUCAUCGCAGCUGCUGGCAGCACGCAAUACUCAGAACCAAAUAAAUUCAGCAUCUAGUCUAUGCAACCUGUCCAAUCAGGUCGCCACAAGCCUUAACCUCAGUCGGAGCUCAGAGAACCUUUCGAGUGCUACCCGUAUCGAUAAUCACGUUCCUAAAACCAAUCCUCCCCCUGUCCCAAAGCACCAAACUCCCAUCGACCCCUGCCCUUGCGGUAACACCACCGCUGCUCCCAAACCACCUGAACCCGAUCCCUUUAGCCAAGAAGAUCUGGACAAGGUAAUUGUUGGCCCUGCUGAAACCAUAGUCGGAAUCAUUGACACUCGACCACUGGAAGCCCGUCAGCCCAUCAUCCUCAAGGUAGAUGACAAAACUGAUCACAAUCUAGUCCUCACGAGUACCAGUAACGUGUAUCAGUUCAAGCCGACCUCAAUCAGUACCAACAUCAACGGAAUUCUUACCAAUGAGGUAACAAUUUUUCAAACAGCCCAGCCCAUCCACCCGCAGCUGUUCCAUACCCCAAAGCAGCCGCAGCCUCAGCCGAGACAUCAACAGCAGGCCCAAUCCUGCGGGACCACCCAAAGCCCCAACCCGCAACACCAACGGCAUCAAUCGCUACCGGCGAACAACGCCACAAUCAACGCCAAGGUUACUCCGCAGCCACCAUCCAAGUCGAUCACCACCUCCCAGUUGUCAGCGGCCCUAGCCGCAGCCGCCGCCAAAACCGGCUGCACCAAUCCGCUUCUCUACGAGAACGUCAACCUCAGUUCGGUGGCCGCCAGCGUAGCGGAUUGCAACGGGUCCAGCACCACCAGCAACAACAACCACCUGAGCAGCAGUGCCGUGGCUGCGGCAAUGGCUGCAGCCGGCAGUGGCGCAGCCAACAACAACAAUACGAACGUUCCCUACGAAAACAUCAACCUGGAGUACAUCGCCCGGUUGAUGCAGGAGGGCUACUCGAAGGAGAACGUCAUCACGGCGCUGGGCAUUUCCCGUAACAACAUCGAGAUGGCGUGCGACAUUCUGCACGAGUUUGUCAGUAAAAGCGGAGGCGGGGGUUGAAGGCUUCGAUAAAAAAAACGCAAUAAAUAUCACACGUGUAAGGAAAUUAUAAGGAAACGGUCGCCUAGCGGCCAACAGAAACGAAAUAGACUGGUAGACGGGCGGGAAGAAGCAAUGGAUGAGAGCUGCGUGGUUCUUCGGAGUCUAAUUUAUUUUCUAUGUAGGUAGAGCGAGAUGUGUGCGAUGGUAGUGUGGAAGAAGAAGCGAGAGAGCGCUUGUUUGAUAGUACUAAAAAAUAGUAGUUGAAAACAAUCAUCUAUAGCAAUAAAUUGCAGUUCAUAGCAGUGGAGGGAGGAGAACAGAAACAGUUUCUGUAGCAUCUUUCGGUGUUUUCGGUGUAAAUAGUUAGUGUGUGAUGAUGACUGCAGAGGUACAUAUAUAUUAUAUACAACACACCUAAAAACAGCGCAUCUACAUAUAUAAGCAUCUUGUGAGAAGUGAAGCUUUGUUUUAGUUCCUUACUAGCAGCUAAUUGAAUUUAUCAGAAGUAUAAUGAAGUAAAACUCUGUAUAGACUUAUUAUUAGGGGAAAGUAUACUCAAAGCAAAUGCGAGGUGUAUCGAAUAGAGUAGAAUAAUCACGAUCAGAAGCAGACUUCAAGCACGGGUUUCCGUUAAUUUUUAUUCGAGUUGUUUUGUUAUAUGGUAUCAUUGUUGAAAUUGAGGAAAAUAAGACCAUUCUUCAGUGAAUCGAGAUCAGGAUCAGAGUUGGUGGAAUUCGCUCUCAAUUAACACUGAGUGAAUAAAUCAGAAAAUUUUCAAUUAUUCGGGAUGCUCAUGCGCAUUUGCGGUUCACGAUCUCAGAAAUCGACUGGUGACUGGUGCUAGUAGAUUGAAUGAAAAAAAUCCGAGAUAAUUUGGUCACAAAAUAGGAGGGUUUCAUCGCUUUCGAAUUUCCUACGACGUUAAAGUCAUAUGUGGCAAUAUGCAAGUUUCUUGUUCAUUUAUGUUAAAAUACUAAGAUUUUUCGACAAUCUGAUAGGGGAACGGUUCGCCACUUCAUCUCAUAGCUCCUAUUUCAAUCCCAUCAAAAACAAAGCAAUGGAAAGGAAUUUGGUUUGUUUAUUAUUUUUGUGAUUUUUUUCAGCAGUGAGCACGCAUGUUGACAAAAAGAAGCGACGAAUUUGGUGCCGUAUUUCUUCGUUUAGCGAUGAGAUGGAAAUAUGUACAGUGAGAUGGAGAUCGGAACAUUUCCCCUAUGUUAAUAUCACCUUGAGUAGAGGUGUGCACCGAUCUCGCAAUCAUCAGCGGCGGUGAAGGCAGAGUGAAUC
Messenger RNA from Armigeres subalbatus, 5583 nucleotides. RefSeq names its product E3 ubiquitin-protein ligase CBL-B-B (gene Cbl). The coding region runs from base 1096 to 4314 and encodes 1072 amino acids. The record is from RefSeq and is a predicted model, not a curated record. The transcript is spliced from 9 exons. Lineage: Eukaryota; Metazoa; Arthropoda; Insecta; Diptera; Culicidae. Gene Ontology annotation, biological process: negative regulation of epidermal growth factor-activated receptor activity; cell surface receptor signaling pathway. Gene Ontology annotation, molecular function: SH3 domain binding; phosphotyrosine residue binding; receptor tyrosine kinase binding. Gene Ontology annotation, cellular component: plasma membrane; membrane raft.